This is a messenger RNA of Planococcus citri (citrus mealybug), 2455 nucleotides long. RefSeq names its product E3 ubiquitin-protein ligase ariadne-1 (gene ari-1). Gene Ontology annotation, biological process: positive regulation of proteasomal ubiquitin-dependent protein catabolic process; protein polyubiquitination; ubiquitin-dependent protein catabolic process. NCBI's taxonomy places the organism in Eukaryota, Metazoa, Arthropoda, Insecta, Hemiptera, Pseudococcidae. The coding region runs from base 149 to 1657 and encodes 502 amino acids. The transcript has 10 exons. Gene Ontology annotation, cellular component: ubiquitin ligase complex; cytoplasm; nucleus. Gene Ontology annotation, molecular function: ubiquitin protein ligase activity; ubiquitin conjugating enzyme binding; zinc ion binding. The record is from RefSeq and is a predicted model, not a curated record.
CGUUGAAACUUCGAAGGUUUCGCUUAUUGCUUUUGCAAUUUGCGUCUAUUUGUAUUCCCUUUUGGUUCUGACCUUAUCUAAAUUUUCUUGUGAUAAAAUUUUAAGUGAAAGCGUCCUCAAAAUUAAUAAAAAGUCGGUUGAGAUUAUUAUGAACUCUGAUGAGGAGAUUCCUUCAGACGAAAUUGACUCUGGUAAUGAAUCCAGUGGUGAUGAUGUUGAGUUCCCAAUGGAUGUUGAAAGUAAUACAUCAAGGGAGAAGCAGAACGAAGCAGAAGAUUACCCCUUUGAAGUUCUGUCUACAGAACAAAUCGUCCAGCACAUGGUAGAUUCGAUCAAAGAAGUGAAUUCCGUUAUACAAGUGCCUCAUACUACGAUUAGAAUUCUAUUAAAUCACUUCAAAUGGGAUAAAGAAAAAUUAAUGGAAAGAUUCUACGAUGGCGAUCCUGAGCAAUUAUACACUGAAGCUAGAGUCAUUAAUCCUUUUCGAAAACCGGUCAAUGUACCGAAAAAACCUUCUCGAAGAUCCACUGGUACUGAAGAAUGCGAAAUCUGCUACAUGACUCUGCCGACCUCAAUGAUGACAGGACUGGAAUGUAACCAUAGGUUCUGUACUCAAUGUUGGACCGAAUAUCUAACUACUAAAAUUAUGGAAGAAGGAUUAGGUCAAACCAUUUCAUGCGCCGCACAUGGGUGCGAUAUCCUGGUCGAUGAUGCUACCGUUAUGCGUUUGGUUAAAGACUCAAAAGUUAGAUUAAAAUAUCAACAAAUUAUUACGAAUAGUUUUGUGCAAUGUAAUCGAUUAUUAAGGUGGUGUCCAUCGCCAGAUUGCAAUAAUGUGAUUAAAGUUCAAAGUGUUGAGCCUCGCCCUGUAACCUGCAAGUGUUUACACACGUUUUGCUUUUUAUGUGGUGAAAAUUGGCAUGAUCCCGUGAAAUGUCACUUGUUGAAGAAAUGGAUCAAGAAAUGUGAUGAUGAUUCGGAAACAUCGAACUGGAUCGCAGCUAAUACGAAGGAAUGUCCAAAAUGUAACGUAACGAUAGAAAAAGACGGCGGUUGUAACCACAUGAUAUGCAAAAAUCAGAAUUGCAAAGCUGAUUUCUGUUGGGUUUGUUUAGGACCGUGGGAACCCCAUGGAUCGUCGUGGUAUAACUGCAAUCGCUACGAUGAACAAGAAGCCAAAGCUGCUCGCGAUGCUCAAGAAAGAUCGAGGUCAGCUUUGCAAAGAUAUCUAUUCUACUGUAAUCGUUAUAUGAAUCAUAUGCAGUCAUUGAAAUUCGAACACAAAUUAUACGCUUCGGUCAAAGGUAAAAUGGAAGAAAUGCAACAUCAUAAUAUGUCUUGGAUUGAAGUUCAAUUUUUGAAAAAAGCCGUAGAUAUUUUAUGUCAAUGCAGACAAACGUUGAUGUAUACGUACGUGUUCGCAUUCUAUCUUAAAAAGAAUAAUCAGUCCGUUAUAUUCGAAGACAAUCAAAAAGAUUUAGAAAGCGCCACUGAAACCUUAUCUGAAUAUUUGGAACGUGAUAUCACAUCAGAAAAUUUAGCUGAUAUUAAACAGAAAGUGCAAGAUAAAUAUAGAUAUUGUGAUAGCCGAAGAAAAGUAUUGUUAGAACACGUACACGAAGGCUACGAAAAAGAUUGGUGGGUUUACACAGAAUAACAUGCUGUGAUCUUUACACGUUACUGACGAAAAAAUAGUUAAUCACCUUUUGUUUUACUUGUAAAAAAAGAGGAAAUGUUACCUUUGUAGGUUUUUUUCUUUUUUUUGAAUUCAUCUUGUAAAUAUUUACUUUUUAUUAAUAUUUAACGAUGUUUUUCUCUUCUGCGUUACUUUUGUAAUCAGCGUCAAAAACACUGGGUCAUUUGCUAGCCACAUUUUUCUUGAAACCUUUACCAAACCAUCGUAGAUUGUUUGUCAUACCUCUUUGUAACAUAUUCACUUGUUCUCAUGUUUCUUCUCUCUUACGUUAAUGUAUGUAUUGUAUUUUUCCAUUUCAAUUUACAAUGAGCGCUUUUGUAGCGAAAUUGUAUUACGACUUCGAUGCUUGAUUUAUCAAAUUAUCGCGUACGUAGCAAACGCUUUAUCCUACCGCUGUUUUCCCCUUCGAAAAAAUGAAGAGAAGUUACGUGUUUUUGUAUGGAUCUAUUUUUUAUAUAUCUCGAUUUUUUGUACAAAUUUCUGGCGAUUACCCAAUGCCAUCUCGCUAGCGCUGAAUAAUCGCUCAGGAAGCACUGUUAGUGUAAAAGUUUAGCGCAAAAAGGAACUAGCGCCAUUCGUGAAUGUAAAAAUCAAUGAAAAUUUGAAUUUUACCUGUCGUAAAUUUCAUAACAGAUUAAUACAAAAAUAUAUAUUACAUAUAUAUUUUUCGAAGCGCGAAUUUUAAGAAAUGAAGAAAUUUAAUUUUUAUUGAUAUUUUAUACACAUUAUAUUCUUUUAAAUAAAUUCGUAAAUUGUUUA